Zophobas morio is the source of this 2544-nucleotide messenger RNA. RefSeq lists its product as uncharacterized. Bases 40 to 2544 code for a protein of 834 amino acids. Gene Ontology annotation, biological process: DNA integration; DNA recombination. The record is from RefSeq and is a predicted model, not a curated record. Gene Ontology annotation, molecular function: DNA binding. NCBI's taxonomy places the organism in Eukaryota, Metazoa, Arthropoda, Insecta, Coleoptera, Tenebrionidae. The transcript is spliced from 7 exons.
UCGUAAAUCGGGAAUUGAAAUUAUCAAAAUAAAGUUAGAAUGAAUAGAACACGGAAAAUAUUAUUGAGGGCCAAAGCUACUUUGAAGGCUGAUGCUAGUACUUUGGAUUUACUGGAAAUCCCAAAAUAUGAAAGUACGAAAGGACUAGAUCAAAAUGAAAUAACCAUACUUCUUUCCAAUCGCCAUAAGUUAUUUAAAGAAGUUAUAUCAACUGUUGGUGAAGAAGUUACAUCAACUCUUGAUGAUGAAACCGAACCCUAUGAAGACAGCGGCGAAGAAUACAUUCCAGAUUCUGAAGAGACAUCUUCCGACAGCGAUUCUGAAUUUCAAAACUUUAUAAAGUUUCCACCAUGUGUUUUACGAGAUCGCCAGUCUGAUAUGGAGGAACAAAAACAAAAUGCGUUGAAUGGAGGGAAUAGAAAUAAGAAGAAUGUAAUCAACAAAAAUACAGGAAGAGAGACACAUGUAUUAACUAAUUUAGACCAACCAAGUACAUCUACAUAUAUAAAUUGUCCAAUAUCGUUUAAUGAAGUCACAACAACUACUAAUGAAACUGAUACGUACGAAGAUCGUGAUGCUGAAAAUGUUCCAAAUUUUGAAGAUACAUUUUUUGACAAUAAUGAAUUCGAUCAGGCAAAUCAAAAUUUAGACACAGGAGAGGCACCUAAUUCGAGAAAGAAACGUGUAUGGAAUAAAAAAGAUUAUUGCUUUUUUUGCGAUACAGAGGUCAUGAAGUUUUCGCGACAUGUUAUACGACAUCACCAUUCUGAAAUUGAAGUUCAAGAAAUUUUAGCGCUAAAUGUACGAAGCAAAAGAAGAAAAGAUCUCUUUACCAAGCUCAGAAACAAAGGAAAUUUUUUGAAAAGUGCUGUUGGUAAACAUGUGGUACCAGUAAGGAAGCCUACAUUGAAUAGUUUAGAGCAACUCUCUACUACCGCAUACCUUCCAUGUAAGCAUUGCAAAGGGUUUUAUAAGAAAAAAUUUCUUUACAGACAUGUGAAAAAAUGUCCACAUAAUAACGAUGAUAAAACCAUAAGAACCAAUGCCCAAAGUGAGGGUCAAUCUUUGUUUGCUGCUUACAGAGAGAAUGAUAUUUUGCGAAAAGAAGUAUUUCCAACGAUGAGACCAGAUGAGAUAUCAUUUACAGCGAAAACAGAUCCUUUAAUAUGUGCUGUAGCUAGGAGGUAUUUGAAAAGCCAUCGUGACAAACAAUUCCGAUUAGUUGCCUCACGCAAAAUGAGACAACUAGCCUCCUUACUUAUAGAAAUAAAAAAAAAGAUUAAGGUUAAAAGUUUAUUCCAAGCACUAGAUCCAUUAAAUUUCGAUAUUCUUGUUCAGUGCACUAAAAUAAUCUCCCGAUAUGACGCCGAAACGGACUCUUAUGAAUUAAUUGUUAAUGAGUGGCGGUUCGAGGUAUCCACCAUAGCUAACAGUGACUUACAACAAAAAAAGUGGAACAAACCCUCACUUAUUCCAUUAGCCGAAGAUCUUACUUUGUUAAAAGCAUACCUACUUGCUGAAAGCGACAAAUGUAGAAAUACCCUCGCGGAGUAUCCAGAAAAUGAAAAAGCUUUCAAAACUUUAACUGAAUUAACCUAUGUGCAACUGCUUCUCCUAAAUAGAAGAAGGGUUGGCGAAUUACAAAGAAUGACCGUAACUUCUUAUACUGCUAAUAUAAAUAACAAAAGUACAAAUGAAUUCGAUAGCUGUAUCACUGAAAGUGAAAAAGUCCUGAUGAAAUCCUUCAAAAGAGUUGUAAUAAGGGGAAAACGAGGUCGAGGAGUCCCGGUUCUGUUUACGGAAGAAAUGGUCAGAAAUACAGAUUUACUUUUGCAAGUCCGGAAACAUUUUAUGCGACACAAAAAUGAAUAUUUAUUUGCAAAUACAAAAUCCUCUAGUAGUAUCAGUGGAACGAAGGCAAUUUACAAGCAUGUAAGGCUUGCCGGUGUAAAAAAUCCGGCUGCUUUGACGUCGACUAAAUUAAGAAAGCACCUCGCAACGAUGUCUCAAGUAAUUAAUUUAUCUGAACAAGAUUUGGAGCAAUUAGCAAAUUUCAUGGGACACACGUCUGAAAUACACAAAACUUACUAUAGGUUACCUAGCGAUGUGUAUCAAAUGGCCAAAGUGUCAAAAUUACUUCUACUUAAUGAAAAAGGUGAAGCUUCGAAAUAUAAAGGGCAACGCUUAGACGACAUCAACAUCAAUUUAGAUAUAGUAGAAGAGUCAGAUGGCGACAGUGAAGGUGAUGACUUCAAUGAACAAAACAUAAGAGGCGAGAUUGAUAAGAACAACAAGGAACCCACUUCAUCUAAGAAAAAUUCUAUGUAUGUUUCCCAAACGAAAAAGAAACGUACGCUAGAGCCCUGGACGGAUAGUCAAAAAGAAGUGGUAUUAAGCUAUUUCAAAACUCACCUGAAGAAGAAAAUUCCACCCAAGAAAAAUGAAUGUCUCCAUUUAAAAAGUGAACAUCCCGAUUUAUUUUCCAAUAAAUCUUGGGAAAAAAUGAAAAUCUUUGUUGUAAACAAAUAUAACCAAAACAAAUAA